AUGACGAGUCGCACACCCCCAAUCAUGACGAGUCACACACACCCAAUACACACAGCUACUCGUGCUGCGCAAGACGCUGCCAACGCAUCCUCUCAUCUGACCUCUCAUGCUGCAGACGGCGCGGCAGAGGACGACGUUAUGGAUCGUUUCACUCGGCCUUCUCACUGGGCCACAAACGCGCACAUCACCGACAUAAAACAGAAUAGCACGCAAUGGAACAAGGACCGGGAAAAGUGCAUAGCGGGUAUAGCGAAGGCGAGCGAGGUUUUCAACGUGCUAGGCAAGCUCUGGCUACGCGUGCCACCGAAUAAACGCGUGCGAACUGUCCACCAUAUGCAAGAGCUAGUCCUCCAUAGGCAAGUGCCCACCGCAGGCGGAGAGUUGAAAGAUAUGAUGCAAAAGGGUGACUUUGACACUAUCUGGCUGCUCUUAGAGGAAUCUGAGCGCAAGCGCCACCUGCUCGCGGGCAUCGAGGGCACUUGUGGAAGGGCGUUCCUUGGCAAUAUUGUCGCGUUAUAUGUCCCGAAAUUACCUCGUCCAAUUUCCUGA
This is a messenger RNA of Sparassis crispa, 549 nucleotides long. RefSeq lists its product as hypothetical. Lineage: Eukaryota; Fungi; Basidiomycota; Agaricomycetes; Polyporales; Sparassidaceae. The coding region runs from base 1 to 549 and encodes 182 amino acids. The record is from RefSeq and is a predicted model, not a curated record. The transcript has a single exon.